Molecule: messenger RNA, 1101 nt
Organism: Neltuma alba
Lineage: Eukaryota; Viridiplantae; Streptophyta; Magnoliopsida; Fabales; Fabaceae
Product: putative L-ascorbate peroxidase 6
Exons: 9
Coding region: 22-954 (310 amino acids)
Biological process (GO): hydrogen peroxide catabolic process; response to reactive oxygen species; cellular response to oxidative stress
Molecular function (GO): heme binding; peroxidase activity
Source: RefSeq, a predicted model, not a curated record
UCUCUGCCGUCCAUUGGUGAUAUGGAUUCAAUUUUCUCCAUCUCUAGCCAUUCUCUCCUUGGCUCUACUGUUACCUCUUCCUUCUCCCAAAUCGACUUUCCCGCCAAAUCACAACGGUCGUUUUCGGCGACGCCCAAGUUUCGCUCACACAGGGCCGACGAGUGUGCUGCUGGUCAUAUCGCCUUAUCUGCUUCAACUAGCGGAAGGAGAGGGCUACUAUUUAUGGCCACACUUCCAUGUCUUCUUCCUUUAACUCAAAUCAUGGAUUGUCAUGGAGCAAGUGCGAUCGAGUCAGGUACAAAGGAAUAUCUGCUUAUAAAAGAAGAAGUCCGCAAGGUAUUGUCGAAGGGAAAGGCAGCAGGUGUGCUUCGUCUGGUUUUCCAUGACGCUGGGACCUUUGAAAUGGAUGAUAAUGCAGGUGGCAUGAAUGGUUCUAUAGUCUAUGAACUUGAUAGACCUGAAAAUUCUGGACUAAAAAAAUCUAUAAAGGUUCUGCAAAAAGCGAAGACUCAGAUAGAUGCUAUAAAACCAGUGUCCUGGGCAGACAUGAUUGCUGUGGCUGGAGCUGAAGCAGUUUCUGUGUGUGGGGGACCAAAGAUCCCAGUUUCAGUUGGCAGGCUAGAUUCAUUGGAGCCAGAUCCGGAAGGGAAACUUCCUGAAGAAUAUCUUGAUGCUUCUGGUUUGAAGAAAUGCUUCCUGAGAAAAGGCUUUUCAACACAGGAACUAGUAGCGUUGUCUGGAGCCCACACGCUUGGUAGUAAAGGUUUUGGAAGCCCAACUUCUUUUGACAACUCAUAUUACAAGGUUCUUCUGGAGAAGCCAUGGACGUCUUCAGGCGGUAUGUCAGGUAUGAUUGGCCUUCCUUCAGAUCACGCACUUGUUGAGGAUGAGGAAUGUUUAAGGUUCUCGUCUAAACACUGCCUUCUUUUUUUUUUUUUUUAUCCCCGGGAUUAGAACAGGGCUAAACUAGCCUUGUAAGAUAUUGAACCCACAACCUCCCCCAAGCAAGGAGAUUGCCCCUAGGGCAAUGCGCUCAUGUGCGUCUAAAUACUGCUCUAAACCACCCAUAAUAUGUGGUACUUACCUCAGAUCACUCACUCC